AUGAAAACUCAAACAAAUAAAAACUACUCCCAUAGACAAAUGUUUAUUAUUAGAAAUGAAUCAGCCGCGAUUCUAAGAAGACAUCAGUAUUGUCAGCCUUCACUUUAAACUCCCGUUUCUUUUUUUGUUCAUGGCCAAUCCUUGGCUCCUCCCAAACAAAAGAAUCUCAACAAUCCAACUCCCAGAGAAAUCAAAUUCAAGACUACUCUUAAAUAAGUAAAACGAUUAUUAUCAUUCUCUGCUAGCUUAAACUAAAAUUAUCCUUAUUAAAAAAGGAAUAGCAGGAAAUCAAGUAAUAAGUCAUUCAAAAUUCAUUGAUUUUCAAAUCUAAUUUACAAUAAAUCAAAUCCACUCAAGAAUUUAAUAUUAAAUCAAUUGAAUAAUAUUUUUCUUUAUAAACUAAGUAUCAAAUCCUCUCAAUAAAUAUAAGGUUCUUUUAAGAAGACAUUUCGAAAUUAAAACAACAAAUUGAACUGAUCAAUUUCUAGGUUGCAGGAAUGCUAUGA
Paramecium octaurelia is the source of this 506-nucleotide messenger RNA. NCBI's taxonomy places the organism in Eukaryota, Ciliophora, Oligohymenophorea, Peniculida, Parameciidae. The record is from the annotation of a GenBank genome assembly.